AUGUUGGACGCAUUCGAGAUCAUCACAACCUCUGGCGUUGUCCUCUGGUCAAGGUCAUACACCCAAGUCAGCUCGUCCCUCAUCAACAGCUUCAUCUCCGACGUCUUCAUCGAGGAAAAGGGUGCCAAUGCCGCCACACGUGAUGACCAGUCGGCAGCGACAAACCCUCCCUACAAGACCGACCAGCACACUCUCAAGUACACUUUUGUGAAGGAGCUGGGUGUCAUCUUCGUGGCCGUCUACCGAUCACUCCUGCACCUGUCGUGGAUUGACAAGCUCGUCGACAACAUCAAGACCCUUUUCGUCAACCUCUAUGGCGAGCAGCUCAAGAAACCCGGCACGUCCAUCGUCGACUGCGACAAGUUCGACAACUACUUUGACCAGCAGAUCAAGGAGCUCGAGGGCACCACUGCAAAGGCCGACGCCGGGCCCUCCAGGGUGCAAACGAGGUCUCAUCGGCCGCCUCGACCCCGGGCGCGACACCGACAGUGUCGCGCCCCUCGACCCCCGGCGGAAGCAACCUCGUCGUGGGCAAGGCCGGCCCCGGCGGCAAGAUGUCGCGCGCGCGCGCAAGGUGCAAACGCUGCCAGCUCGGCGCCCGUGUCCUCUGGCGACGAGGCCUCGAGGCCGCGCCUGAAGACGAACAAGUCGGCCAAAAAGGGCAGAAAGUGGGACGACGACGGCAUGGCGGACGAGGACGACGGCGUGCAGCUCGAUUACUCCACCGCGGCCAAGGCGAUCGCGAGCGACUCGGACGCCGAGCCGGCGACGGCGCGCUCCACGGCGGUCGAGCAAAUCGAAUCGUCCACGUGGGGCUCCACCACGUCCAAGGGACAAUUCGUGCUCAAGGACUUGGACGACGAGGUACACAGCAUCUUGGCCUCGGCGCAAUCAAAGGCCAACGCCGAGAAGGCGACGGCUCCCGCCAACGGGCUUCUCGGGUCGAGCCUCAACACCAUCACGGGCCUGUUUCGGAAUGUGGUUGGCGGCAAGACGCUCACCCAGGACGACCUGAACAAGGCCAUGAAGGGCAUGGAGGAGCAUCUCCUGAAGAAGAACGUGGCGCGAGAAGCCGCCGUCAGGCUGUGCGAGGGCGUCGAGAAGGAGCUACUCGGCGUCAAGACGGGCAACUUUGAGAGCAUCAACACGAGGAUUCAGUCGGCCAUGGAAGCGUCGCUCACCAAGAUGCUGACGCCCACCAGCUCCCUCGACCUCCUCCGCGAGAUUGACGCCAUCACGCGGCCCAGCGCCGUCUCGCUGCGCUCGGCGCGGCCCUACGUCAUGUCCAUCGUCGGCGUCAACGGCGUCGGCAAGUCGACCAACCUUUCCAAGAUUUGCUUCUUCCUGCUGCAGAAUAAGUACCGCGUCCUCAUCGCGGCCGGCGACACGUUCCGCUCGGGUGCCGUCGAGCAGCUGGCCGUGCACGUCCGCAACCUCACGGAGCUCACGGCACGCGAGGGCGGCAAGGUCGAGCUCUACCAAAAGGGCUACGGCAAGGACGCCGCCCAGGUGGCCCGCGACGCCGUCGCCCACGCCGCGGCCGAGGGCUUCGACGUCGUCCUCAUCGACACGGCUGGCCGCCGCCACAACGACCAGCGUCUCAUGAGCUCGCUCGAAAAGUUUGCCAACUUUGCCAAGCCCGACAAGAUCCUCAUGGUCGGCGAGCCCUCGUUGGCACCGACUCGGUCGCCCAGGCCCGCAACUUCAACGCCCCCUUUUGGCGCCGCCCGCGGCCUCGACGGCUUCAUCAUCUCAAAGUGCGACACGGUCGGCACCAUGGUCGGCACCCUCGUCUCUCUCGUCCACGCCACCAACGUCCCCGUCCUCUUUGUCGGCGUCGGCCAGCACUACUCGGACCUGCGCAACUUUAGCGUCAAGUGGGCCGUGGAGAAGCUGCUGAGCAGCUCCUAG
This is a messenger RNA of Verticillium alfalfae VaMs.102, 1911 nucleotides long. RefSeq names its product signal recognition particle receptor subunit alpha. Gene Ontology annotation, cellular component: signal recognition particle receptor complex; endoplasmic reticulum membrane. NCBI's taxonomy places the organism in Eukaryota, Fungi, Ascomycota, Sordariomycetes, Glomerellales, Plectosphaerellaceae. Gene Ontology annotation, biological process: SRP-dependent cotranslational protein targeting to membrane. Gene Ontology annotation, molecular function: ATP hydrolysis activity; signal recognition particle binding; GTP binding. Bases 1 to 1911 code for a protein of 636 amino acids. The record is from RefSeq and is a predicted model, not a curated record. The transcript is spliced from 4 exons.